AACUCACGCUGGGGCGACCGUUAGAGAUAUUUGGAACUCACGCGUGAAAGGGUUAAGUUAUCCCAAAUUCCUCUUUCAAUUGACACCAUUAGCGACAGAAUAGAGGACAUGAGCAAAGACAUCUUGGCUCAAGUAGUUGCAGAUCUGAUUUCAAGCCCGGCAAAAUUCAGCCUUCAACUCGACGAGACCACAGACGUUUCCAAUCUAAGCCAGCUUGCUGUAUUUGUGCGCUAUGUGAAAGACGACGUGAUAAAGGAAGAUUUUUUAUUUUGUAAGCCUCUUACGACAACAACUAAGGCAGCCGAUGUGAAGAAACUUGUGGAUGACUUCUUCAAAGACAACAAUCUUUCGUGGGAUAUGGUUUCUGCAGUUUGUUCGGACGGAGCUCCAGUCAUGCUGGGAAGAAAGUCUGGUUUUGGUGCGCUAGUGAAAGCCGAUGCACCACACAUCAUUGUUACGCAUUGUAUUCUGCACAGGCAUGCGUUGGCAACAAAAACCUUGCCUCCAAAACUGGCAGAAGUAUUAAAAAUUGUAGUGGAAUGCGUGAACUAUGUGCGAAAUAGUGCUCUGAGGCACCGCAUCUUCAGUGAGCUGUGUAAAGAAAUGGGCUCUGAAUUCGAGGUACUUCUGUACCAUUCUAACGUUCGGUGGUUAUCCCGGGGACAGGUGCUGAAUCGUGUUUUUGCCGUGCGUGUGGAAUUAGCCCUGUUUUUGCAAGAGCACCAACAUCGUCAUGCAGAUUGCUUAAAAAAUUCUGAGUUCAUUCUCAUUUUAGCGUACAUGGCUGAUAUCUUCGCAGCUCUCAAUCAUCUCAAUCAACUGAUGCAGGGCGGUGGAGUCAACAUCAUCGAAGCGGAAGAAAACCUGAAGGCUUUUCAAAAAAAGCUACCGUUAUGGAAACGACGAACAGAGAACGAUAACUUCGCAAACUUUCCCCUGCUGGACGACUGUGUAAGUAAGAUCGAAGAUGUAUCUGGAAUCGGAGACAUUUCUGUACCCGCGGAACUGAAGCAAGCAAUUGCCACCCACUUAGAUGAGCUUGCAAAGUCUCGACGGAUACUUCCCUACAAGAGAGUCAUAUCCAGCAUGUGUGAGACAGCCGUUCACGUUUAGUGUUGAGACAACAGAUGUCAUCGAUGAAUACCUCGAUGAAAUCAUUGAAAUUCAGCAGAGCCAGGUUCAACAGCAACUCUUCAGAACAACAACGCUCUCAACGUUUUGGUGUCAACAAAUGUGCCACUGACUCAGAUUGGGAGCCCCCAAUGUCAAGGUGUCCAUCCCCCACUGAAGCUGGUCCAUCCAGCCGGACCCCUGCUGUCUCUGGCUCCACACCUCCUGGGCCAUCUAGAGGUGGGAAGGCACUGACAAAGAAGCGGAGGAGGGGAAGUGUGCAACCUGCCAAGAAAGGGACAGACGAGUGGCACACUGUCCUCGAAGCAGACGUGGAGCCACCUCAACCAACAUUUAGGCCGAAAAGGAAUCCAGGACCACAGCUGAACAUGACUGCAGGUUACAGCCCCCUUCAGCUUUUUCAGUUGUUUUUCACAUCAUCAGUUGUAGAUUCUCUCGUGUCUAACACAAAUAAGUAUGGGGCGAAGAAGCAAGCAGGCAAAAAAGUAGCAUGGAAGCCCAUUUGCAUUUCAGACUUUUUCUGCUACCUUUCACUGGUCAUCUACAUGGGGCUGGUGAAGCUGAAAACCCUGAGGGACUACUGGAAAACAUCAUCUCUCUACCAACUGCCUUUCCCCAUGACUGUCAUGUCAUGCAAAAGGUUUCUGGUUCUCUCACAGGCACUUCAUAUCAGCGACCCAAAAGAUGAUGAAGAGAAUGACAAGAAGAAAGGCACAGCAACAUUUGAUAGACUCUGCAAAAUCAAGCCUCUCUACCUCAGCAUUGUUGAUGCCUGCAAGACCUACUUUCAGCCUGCACAGAACCUGUCCAUAGAUGAGAGGAUGGUAGCCUCAAAGGCCAGAAUCGGCCUCAAACAAUAUAUGAGAAACAAACCGACCAAGUGGGGUUACAAGCUGUUUGUUUUGGCUGAUUCUGUGUGUGCCUACACUUGCAAUUUCUUUGUUUAUGAGGGGAAGAACAGUUGUGCUACCGGUAAGGGACUUAGCUACGACUCUGUAAUGGAGUUAUUGGAUUUUCAACUGCUGGGGAAGGGCUACAAACUGUUUGUGGAUAACUUCUACACAAGCCCUACCCUGUUUACAGACCUGAAGAAGCGGCAUGUGUGGGCUUGUGGCACCAUUCGCAACAACAGGGUGGGCUUUCCGAAGACAAAGGUGAAUGACAUGCCUAAGCGCGCUGAGCGGGGUACCAUGCGAUGGAUCCUUGAAGAUGGCCUGCUCUUUGUAAAGUGGAUGGAUACCAGAGAGGUGUUGAUGUGCACAACAGUCCACAAAUCCUACAGUGGCGAUAACGUAGUCAGGCGGGUGAAGAGCGCUAAUGGGUCAGCUGCUGUGAAGGACUACAACAAGAGCAUGGGCGGUGUGGACCUGUCAGAUGCGCUGAUAGGUUAUUACAAUGUUCUGCACAAGACGACAAAAUGGUACAAGACUUUCUUCUACCAUUUCAUCGACAUUGCUGUAGUGAAUGCAUUCAUCCUACACAAGGAAAUUGCUAAGAGCUGUGGAAAGCCCCCCAUCUCACAGCUAGCUUUCAAAGAGCUGCUCAUCAGGGAGCUUGCUGACUACAGCACCACUGCACCUGUCCCUUCUGCUCCUGCAACAAGUGUUCAUCUGCCCAAAUUUAUUUCUGCAGGCAUGGAUGUGCCUCAGGGCAAAAAGGGCACAGCAUGGAGGCGUCGUUGUGUUCUAUGCAAAAUGAAGUCCCCCAUCACCUGCACCACAUGCUUGGUGACCCUUUGCUUUACAGCAGAAAGAGACUGCUAUGGCACAUGGCAUCAGCAGCACAAUAUUGUGUAGAGGACUGAGGGUCUUCCAAAUAUUGAAAGUGUGUAAAUGGGGCCACAGUGUCUCCUGACCCCUCCUGUCUCAGCCUCUAGUAUUUAUGCUGCAGUAGUUUAUGUGUCGGGGGGCUAGGGUCAGUCUGUUACAUCUGGAGUAUUUCUCUUGUCUUAUCCGGUGUCCUGUGUGAAUUUAAAUAUGCUCUCUUUAAUUCUCUCUUUCUUUAUCUCUCUCGGAGAACCUGAGCCCUAGAACCAUGCCUCAGGACUACCUGGCAUGAUGACUCCUUGCUGUCCCCAGUCCACCUGGCCGUGCUGCUGCUCCAGUUUCAACUGUUCAGCCUGCGGCUGUGGAACCCUUACCUGUUCACCGGACGUGCUACCUGUCCCACCUCCACCCGGCACAGCCAGAAGAGGACUGGCCACCCCUCAUAGCCUGGUUCCUCUCUAGGUUUCUUCGUAGGUUUUGGCCUUUCUAGGGAGUUUUUCCUAGCCACCGUGCUUCUACACCUGCAAUGCUUGCUGUUUGGGGUUUUAGGCUGGGUUUCUGUAUAGCACAUCAACUGAUGUAAGAAGGGAUAUAUAAAUACAUUUGAUUUGUAAAUAGUUACCCGUAUUUUUUGUACAUUUAUAUAAAUAUUUUUUUCAACAAUUUUUUGGGGGUGUGUUACAAUACCAUUUAGGUAUUUUGUAUAUAGUUAUUUGCUUCAAAAUGUAUAACUUCACCAAUUUGGCCACUUGGGUACAUUUUGGUAACUUGUGUGGGACACCUGGGUGACUUCAUGCUAAAUUUGAUGUAGCACACUCAUUCCGGAAGUUAUCAUUCUGAAACUUUGCACAAGUACUGUUGCCCUCUUAUGUUUUUCACUGAAAUUGUUCCCAUCAUCCUAUCUGAAUGAUUGUUUUUUCUUGUUCAUUUUAAAGAUGAUGCAACAA
Molecule: messenger RNA, 3844 nt
Organism: Salmo salar (Atlantic salmon)
Lineage: Eukaryota; Metazoa; Chordata; Actinopteri; Salmoniformes; Salmonidae
Source: RefSeq, a predicted model, not a curated record